Messenger RNA from Vicia faba (fava bean), 843 nucleotides. The record is from the annotation of a GenBank genome assembly. Lineage: Eukaryota; Viridiplantae; Streptophyta; Magnoliopsida; Fabales; Fabaceae.
AUGUAUCCCCUUAAGGUUCCUGGCCCCAAUGGGUUCCCCUCUAUUUUCUUCCAAAAGUGUUGGAAUAUUGUUGGGCCCGAUGUCAGUUCUCUUGUGUUGGAGGUUUUGGAAAGCAAUAAAGAUUCCAAUAUGAUUAAUAAUACCCACAUUGCCUUUAUUCCCAAAUGUAAAAAUCCCUCAAUUGAGAAAGAUUUUUGUCCCAUGAGCCUUUGUAAUAUGGUGAUGAAGGUGAUUGCAAAAACGAUAGCUAACAGAAUCAAACACAUUCUGCCUGACAUCGUUGAUGAAGAGAAAAGUGUGUUUGUGAAAGGGAAACUCAUUAUGGGUAAUGUUUUAGCGGCCAUGAAGUGCUUCCAUUGGAUGAAAAAUAAGACCAAGGGUAAAAGAGGUGUUAUGGCCCUAAAGUUCUGGUCAAUGGACAGCCUAGUUGUGAGGAAGGCCCCUACUAUUACACACUUAUUCUUCGUUGAUGAUAGCCUUCUCUUCACAAGAGCAAAUAAGUAUGAAGUUGAUUGUGUCAUGGAUAUCCUUCAGAAGUACCGAGUUUCGUCUGUCCAAGUGGUGACCCUUGAUAAAAAGAGAGUCUUCAAGAGCAAGUACUACACAAGAAGCACUAUAGAGGAAAGUUCAUCUGGUUUUGCUCCUAGUUAUACGUGGAUGAGUAUUCGUGCUCGGGAGUUAAUUCAGAAAGGUGCGUAUUGGAGAAUAGGAAACGGGAAAAAAUUUCAGAUCUUCAAAGAUAUGAGGCUUUCGGAGAAUUCUGGGUUCAAGAUCCUUUGUGCAUGGAAGCGAGGCAAAUUGUUAGCAUUCCUCUUUCGCUUAGAUGAACCGAAGAUCCUUUGA